AUGUCGACGGAAGAUCAAUCCUCAAGAACUGGAGACAAUGUUCCAACCAAUUCCUCCAUGAACGAUCCUCCAGAUACCCGAGGUCAGCACAAUCAAGGAAUCAAUAUACGGGCUCGUAAUCCUCUUGAAGACCCUGCCGAUCCUUAUUACUUGCAUCAUGGAGACAACCCAGGGAAUGUUUUGGUUUCUCAACCUUUAACUGGACAAGACAACUACAUCGCAUGGAGUCGCGCUAUGCAACUUGCCAUUUCUGUCAAAAAUAAACUCGGUUUCCUCGACGGUUCUAUCUCUAAACCUCCUCUUUCUGAUCAUAUUUUGUAUAACGCUUGGAUUCGUAAUAACAAUAUUGUGAUUUCUUGGAUUCUCAACUCCGUGUCUAAGGAAAUUUCGUCUAGCAUAUUAUAUGAUGAAUCUGCUGCCGCAAUAUGGACUGACUUAAAGGUCCGUUUUCAUCAACGAAAUGGUCCUCACAUUUACAACCUCAGGAAAGAUCUUAUGAAUCUCAGGCAAGACAAUCAGAGUGUGAGUAUGUACUUUACAAGGUUGAAAACUAUAUGGGAACAACUCUCCAAUUACAGGCCGACUUGCACCUGCAAUGGCUGCACGUGUGGAGGUGUCAAGAAAUUACAAGAACACUACCAUAUGGAAUAUAUUAUGUCAUUCCUUAUGGGUUUAUCCGAUUUUUACUCGCAAGUGAAAAGCAGCAUUCUCCUUAUGGAUCCUUUACCCGAAGUGAAUAGGGUCUUUCAUCUUGUUUCUCAAGAAGAAAACCAGAGAGGAAACACCACCUCUACUGCUGAUCCCAAUCCUAAUCUUGCCUUUGCCUUUCGAAGGAACCAAAACACCCAACAAUAA
This is a messenger RNA of Cannabis sativa, 855 nucleotides long. RefSeq lists its product as uncharacterized. The record is from RefSeq and is a predicted model, not a curated record. The transcript has a single exon. Bases 1 to 855 code for a protein of 284 amino acids. NCBI's taxonomy places the organism in Eukaryota, Viridiplantae, Streptophyta, Magnoliopsida, Rosales, Cannabaceae.